Messenger RNA from Mauremys mutica (yellowpond turtle), 720 nucleotides. RefSeq names its product neurofilament heavy polypeptide-like. The coding region runs from base 34 to 720 and encodes 228 amino acids. The record is from RefSeq and is a predicted model, not a curated record. NCBI's taxonomy places the organism in Eukaryota, Metazoa, Chordata, Testudines, Geoemydidae. The transcript has 3 exons.
AGCAGCCCCUGGACCCCUGCUCCCCGUGAACUCAUGCCGUGUGUGUUGUGUUUUCCUUCUGUGCCCGGCUCCCGGUCUCUCUGUGUGUCGCUGCCGCUGCCAUCCUCAUCCUCACCCUCAUCACCUCCAUCCUCCUCCUCCUCCUCGCCUCCGCGGCACCAGAAACCCGCUGGGCCGGGCCGCAAGGCGCCCGCCAAGCCGGCGCCCAAGCAGCAGAAACGGCAGCAGCUGAUGAGCACGGCCCCAGCCUACGGCAAAGCUCCCGGUGGCGGGAAAUCUCCCGGGAAAGCCCCCGGCAACGCCAAGUCCCCUGGCAACGGCAAAUCCCCCGGCAACAGCAAAUCCCCCGUCAACGCCAAGUCCCCUGGCAACGGCAAAUCCCCCGGCAACACCAAGAUGGCAGCGGCGGGGAAACACCCGGCCGUGAAAAAUGCCCUGGGCAAGGCCCAGACGGGGGGCAAGGCCUACGCUGGCGCCGGCGCGCCCAGGAAACACGGCAACGGCUACCAGCAGGAGGCUCCCAGCCCACCCCCUGCCGCUCCGGGUGAGGACAAGGUGCUUGUGGAGAAGUAUGUGACGGGGGAGGACACAGCUGUGACGGGGCAGGAGUACGAGUAUGUCUAUAAGGACUUUCCCGAGGGAGCCGAGCCAUCGGAGCUGGGGCCCGUGCUCUCUGCAGAGACCCCCCAGAACGGAGGCGUCACUUCUUGCUCGGAGUGA